AUGUCUUAUCUUGGCAUUGAUAUAGGCACAACGUCUUGUAAAUUGUGUCUAAUCAACAAUGUCAAUAAUGAAAAAUUGGCUGAAAAAUCUCUUGUUCACAACGCUCAUGUUGAUCAACCAUCUCAUCCAGAAUAUGAUGAACAAUCACCACUAGUUAUUGUUGAAAGUAUUAAACAACUGCUUGACUCUGUAAAAGGUCAUCCAGUUCAAUCGAUUCAACUAUGUGGUCAAAUGCAUGGCAUUCUCUUUUGGCACUCAAAUGAUUCACUAAAAAUUGUAUCGAACCUAAUAACUUGGCAAGAUCAACGUUGUUCAAAAGAAUUUCUCGAUUCUCUCUCCUCCAAAACAAAAAUGUCAGCUGGUUAUGGUUUAGCAACAUACUCAUGGUUAAAACAGAAUAAGAGUGAAUCAAUCAAGAAAUAUGAUCGAUGUGGAACAAUAAUGGACUAUAUUGCUGAAUUAUCAUGUUAUUCACAGAAUACAUCGUUUAUAUCUACUCAGAAUGCAAAUAGUUGGGGUUAUUAUGAUAUAAAAACAAAUACAUGGGAAGAAAAUGGCUUAUUUGAUUAUUUACCAAAUAUUGUUCAGCCUGGCACGAUUAUUGGUCAUACAUCUUCGAAAUCAUGUUUUUCCUCCUAUUUACCAGAAAAUAUUCCAGUUUUUGUUUCAUUAGGCGACUUACAAUGUUCAGUUUACAGUUGUUUAGAAAAUGAUAAGAAUGAUUGCGUCUGUAAUAUAUCAACGUCGGCACAGCUUUGCGUCACCAUUGAAAGAAAACAUGAAAUGAACAAAAAUUUUAAAGAAGAUCAAUUAUUAUCAUCUUAUAUUAGAGUUCCCUAUUUUGAUAAUAAUGAUUUAUUAGUUGCGGCAUCACUCAAUGGUGGAAAUGUGUUAACAUCAUUUAUUCAAAUGAUUGAUAUGUGGUUAAAUGAACUAAUACCAAAUUCUUCGUCAUUUCUCUCUAUUCAAGAAUUAUGGUCAAAGAUAAUUCAAUUAGGUUUAAAAUCAUCUUCAUGUCCAUUACUUGAUUUAUCAGCUGCUUUGUAUGGUGAAAGACAUGAUCCUGAUAUGUGUGCAUACAUUCAAAAUAUUAGAUUUAACACAAAUAUAAACAAUAUUGGACUUGUAUUUCGUUCCAUUUGUCAUUGGAUAAUUCAAAAUCUGUACACAAUGAUAACAAAACAAAUUUUAGUAGAAACAAAUACACAACGAAUUAUUUGUACAGGAAAUGCACUGAUUAAAAAUCAAUUAUUACAAAAUGAAUUAAAAUUGAUAUUUUCAGAUAUGAAUGUUAUAUUUAAUCAUAAUUCGGAUGCUGCAUAUGGUGCUGCUUUAUUUUGUUUGCAUCAUCAAUCAAAAAAAUGA
Messenger RNA from Didymodactylos carnosus, 1365 nucleotides. The record is from the annotation of a GenBank genome assembly. NCBI's taxonomy places the organism in Eukaryota, Metazoa, Rotifera, Eurotatoria, Philodinida, Philodinidae.